Messenger RNA from Vitrella brassicaformis, 2221 nucleotides. Lineage: Eukaryota; Vitrellaceae. The record is from the annotation of a GenBank genome assembly.
AUGGAGGUUUCCUGUGAGGCUGAGGGAGCCGACCAAAAGACCUGCAGUCCCCAGCCCGCCCAGCUCGUCGAACGAAUGAAUCUCCGCAUCUCCCUGUGGCCGUGCGACCCCGAGCCCUUCUGGGCGGAAUGGUGGGUCGGGCGCUUCGAUGCCACCGCUCUUCCUCUGACCAUCUAUUUUGACUUCGUCAAAGCAUACGACUAUGGCUACGUUACAAAGGGUACAACACUCGCUUUCCUCGACGACGGUCACAUAUCAAGGACUUGUGUCAUGAGUCUCUCUCUCUCUCUCUCUGUGUGUGUGUGUGUGUGUGGCACGCUCAGGUUUCACGUUAAGGUGGAUUGACGAGUUCGACCACCUCAACACGACUCGGUGGGAGAUCGGCGCACACACGUUCGACGUGAAUUACGCACACUUCACGCCGGACAACGCCGUCAUCGUCAAGUCGGAGGACCACGACCCUACGUCUGACGGCAGCUACCUGGCCCUGUCCAUGACCGAAAAGGGCAGAAAAGUCAACCCAUCACCCCCGAGCUCGAGCAUUCCUCACGACGAGCUCAACGUGCUGCCCGUCACGCAGGUCUACAACGAUUGGGACCCCCCAGCAAAGACCUACCUUCUCGAGGGCAAAGUGUGCGAGACAGUGGGCGUCAUGAACGCACCCGGCAAGCGAUACUCGGGAGGAUUCGGCUCCUUUACGACCGAGAUAGCCGACGAGAGCGACUCCCUGCAGAAGUGCGCGGCCAUGUGUGUGGAGCACUACAACAGCAGUGUGUGCCGCUUCUUUUCGGUCUUCUCGGCCAACUCCACCCUCUACUGCAGCGGCUUCCAUGCCCCUGAGGUGCGGCUUAGCUAGCAUAUGCAGGCUUCCUUGCAUAUGUCUUGUGUGUCUACUGCAGCGGGAGAUCGAUGACCCAACAGCAAUGAGCGGGGUCGUCUGCUCGUCGGCUCACCGCCCCGAGGUGGCCACCACCCCCGCCCCCAUGGCCGAGAGCGAGCCCGAGGAGGACGAGCCACUCUUGCUUUUGGAGGGCGAGGAGGAGGACACCGAUGAGACAGCCACAAGACAACUACAGACGGAUGCGUCCACCGACGCAUCUGGACACAUCGGCGAGACCGCGACCAAGAUGUUCUCUUCUGCCGCCAAGGAGGCCGCCGACAUGACUGAGAUGGCCCUUGACCAGGAGGCGGCGACAGAGGUCGAGGAGGCUCACAUGCCCAUCUGGAUCAUCUUGGCCGUCACUGUAGCUGCUGUGCUGGCGGUCGCCACCUUUGGUCUGUUUGUGCCUCCUUGUGUGAAGAAGAGGCGAGCUGAAACCAAGGCCGGGGCGGUGGAGAAGGCUUGCAUCAAUACUUUCACGCCGCAGAGCGUGACCAGCAGGGUGUAGGGCGGGGAUGGGCAGUCAUUUAGGAGGUCCGCUGUUCUUCCCCUGCAAUGACACAAAUGACCGAGGCACAGUCACACAUGGCGACUGCCGUCUUUUUGCAGUUGGGGGUGGAUUAGUUCUGCACGGAAUGGGGGAAUGCGGGCGCAUAUGGUUUUGCAUGGAAGAUAAUUUUACAGACAGACCUGUUUGGACACAUCUGUCUGCUAGUGCCGCUGAUGGCUGACAGAUAGACAUGGUCGAAAGGAGUUUGAAUCUGAAUAGGAGGGAGGGAAGGGGGACAUUACCCGAUAGGCUUCGGCAAUGGAUUGAUGUGGGUCCCAUUGUGGGAACUUUUGUACGUGCGUGCCGGUAGGAUGGACUGCCUCGGUCAAGUGCAGUACCGUGGGCGACCGACAGUCAGCAGUUAACUCUCGUGUGGCGUGGGGUGUGGCUGGUUGGCUGCUUGAUGACCUGCUUCGUGGUGCCCUGUAGGGGCCUUUUCUCGUACGACCAGCCGGGCUGUAUGGAAUCGUAUGAGUUUAUGAUGGAUGUUUCUUUCAUCUGUACAGGAAGGACAGGAGUUGCCCUAUUUUGGGGAAGGAUUCACCCGGCAGGCUGACUUUUCUCCUGCUACUCCGAUCUUGGUGGCGUGUGUGAUGGCUCGUGAGGCCCCUUCCUGCUAUAUGUCGUCUGACCAACAUCUGGUCUGGACGAUGGUAACACGACUGAAUGAAUGAAGGAUCUGCCUGGUUGUUGUCUCGUCGUCUUCUCUAUCCUGUCGAUUCCUUCUUUGAUUCAAUGUUGGACGUCAAGACUCUCAACAAUUGCAACAGCCAGCGUCUCGACAGUUCUCG